Messenger RNA from Larimichthys crocea (large yellow croaker), 1038 nucleotides. RefSeq names its product heme oxygenase 1a (gene hmox1a). The record is from RefSeq and is a predicted model, not a curated record. Gene Ontology annotation, molecular function: heme oxygenase (decyclizing) activity; heme binding. NCBI's taxonomy places the organism in Eukaryota, Metazoa, Chordata, Actinopteri, Sciaenidae. The transcript is spliced from 5 exons. The coding region runs from base 95 to 901 and encodes 268 amino acids. Gene Ontology annotation, biological process: heme oxidation; heme catabolic process; response to oxidative stress.
ACUUCCCAUUUGAGGACAUCCUGACUGUAUAAAAACAGGCAGGACGGAGCUGAGAGGCCACAGACGGACUGUAAACUCAGAGGAAGACGACAAGAUGGAGAACAUGAAGAGCGCCAGGAAAGAAGACAGCGGAGACGUCGGCAGUGAUUUAUCAGAGCAGAUUAAAGCUGCCACCAAAGAAAACCACGUCAGAGCUGAAAACACUCAGCUGAUGCUGAGUUACCAGAAAGGACAGAUCACCCUGACUCAGUACAAGGUCCUGCUGUGUUCCCUCUAUGAGAUCUACAAAGCUCUAGAAGAAGAGCUGGACAGGAACGCCUCCCAUCCCGCCGUGGCUCCGAUAUACUUCCCUCAGGAGCUCGCGCGCUUGGAGUCGCUCGAAUGCGAUCUGGAGCAUUUCUUUGGCUCCGACUGGAGGAAGAAGGUGAUCGUUCCCGCGGCAACGCACAGAUACGAACAAAGACUACGACAGAUCGGCAAAGAGCGCCCUGAGCUGUUGGUCGCUCACGCCUACACUCGCUAUCUCGGUGACCUGUCCGGAGGUCAAGUGCUUGGGAAAAUCACCCAGAAGUCUCUGGGGCUGAGCGGCAAAGAGGGGCUUUCGUUCUUCUCCUUCCCCGGCGUGACGAGUCCGAAUCGUUUCAAGCAGCUGUACAGGAGCCGGAUGAACAGCAUCGAGCUGACGGAGGCAGCGACGGCGGCGGUGCUGAAGGAGGCCGUCGACGCUUUCCAGUGCAACAUCGAGGUUUUUGAUGACUUGCAGAAAAUGUUGAGCAUCACGACAGAAACUGGGAAUCAACCGGACGGUGCCAAAACGACCACGUUCCCACGCGUGAUGCAGUUCACCAUGGGAGUAUGCGUCGCUCUGACCACCAUCGGGAUGGCUAUCUACACCUCGUAGCACUCCUGACCGGAGACUUACGGCACUUACAGCACUUUAAUGCAACAAAUCAAGAUUUGAAGAAAUUUGUCUCAAAGAAAUCACGACUGAUUUUGUUACAUUUGUUUGAACUUUAUUAAACGUUUCUACACUGUAAA